Molecule: messenger RNA, 1003 nt
Organism: Zea mays
Lineage: Eukaryota; Viridiplantae; Streptophyta; Magnoliopsida; Poales; Poaceae
Exons: 2
Coding region: 17-721 (234 amino acids)
Cellular component (GO): plasma membrane
Molecular function (GO): electron transfer activity
Source: RefSeq, a predicted model, not a curated record
GGACUGGAAUUCAGAAAUGGAACCACCUGGCCCUUGGGCACUUUCGCCUGCAUCUCCUACGACAACGAUGGCCACAGCUUGUGGACUGAUUACCGGACAAUCAUUGUCAGUCACAGGUAGAGGUAGGUCAACAUACAGAAUAGUUGCAGAUAUUCAGUGGCACGAAUGGUUAGCGCUUAGCAACGGGUGUGUAUUGCCAGUAAUAACCGCUCCGGAGCAACGUCCCCUUCUCCUUGGUGUCCCAACAAACAGCGGUUUCCUUCUCUUCUCUUCCGUUUCGCGUAUUCUAUUCUGCCAUACCCAACAGCGGUGGGCAUCCAGGAUGGGGACGCUCGGCGCGGCGGCCAUGGCCACGCUCCUAACCGCCGUCGUCCUUCUCACCGUCCACGUGCCGCUGGCCACGGUGGCGACAGACCACGUCGUCGGGGGCUCGAUGUGGUCCAUCCCGCUGCGCGACGACCUGUACAUGGCCUGGUCGAACAACAGGACGUUCUACGCCGGCGACAACCUCGUUUUCAGGUUCCAGAUUGGGUUCUACGACGUGGUGCAGGUGUCCAGGAGGGAGUACGAGGACUGCACCACCGACGACCCCUACAACAACUUCCGCGUCCCGCCCGCCGUCGUCCCGCUCGACUAUAAAGGCGUGCGCUACUACGUCUGCAGCGUCGGCAACUACUGCAAACUUGGCCUCAAGUUCCAUGUCACGAUCCAACAAGGCUAGACUGCUCACCGUUAUGUUACGCUCCACAAAUGACUAUUGUUUCUUAGCAGCACCUUUAUAACCUGUAAAGGACAAAUUAUCAGGCAUCAUCAAUCAGGCCAUUCCAAGCUUGUUGAUUAGCAAACUACAGGCGUUACAUGAAAAUAAAUGUACCAACGAUGUCAUUCAGACAGCAAUGCAACAGACAUUGCACCCAAAUGUGCGUUAUACCGUAGCAUUCCAGACAUUCAAGUCCCCCUAUAUAUCGAAACCAUCACUCUAGCAAAUCCCACAAACAGAAGU